Messenger RNA from Triticum aestivum (bread wheat), 2847 nucleotides. RefSeq names its product E3 ubiquitin-protein ligase UPL3. The record is from RefSeq and is a predicted model, not a curated record. NCBI's taxonomy places the organism in Eukaryota, Viridiplantae, Streptophyta, Magnoliopsida, Poales, Poaceae. The transcript is spliced from 7 exons. Gene Ontology annotation, molecular function: ubiquitin protein ligase activity. Bases 280 to 1170 code for a protein of 296 amino acids. Gene Ontology annotation, biological process: protein polyubiquitination; proteasome-mediated ubiquitin-dependent protein catabolic process.
AUCCCCUUCGCUUUUUAUUCUAAGAAAAAGAGAAGAGGAGAAAAUCGCCUUCAGCCCCUUCUCUGCCCUCCGCCUCGUCCUCCUCUUCGGCGCCGCCACCCCAUCCAGCGGUGUCGCCUCUCCUUCCCGGUAUGUGAGCCGCCGCCUCGCCGCCGCCCCUCCUCCUCCUCCUUAUCUUCCGCCGUCUCGCCGCUGCAGUCGUCCCCCUGAGCAAGCUAUCUAGGCUAGGGUUCAUCGGAAAGAAAGGGAAAAAAAUCCCCAUUCCCUCCGCCGUCUCCUAUGCCCUGCUGCCCGCCUACUCUUCCUCUCCACAGCAUCGUGUUUAUCCUCGACGCAGAAGGACAGUGCGGACUGCAGAGACGCCCUGCCGCCGCUCCUUUUUGUAGGGACGGGGGUGGGGACGGGGGGUCAUCGUGUGAGUCGGAUGGGGAAUGGGGCCUGGGGCCGGAAGUUCCGUCGGAUGGUGGCGGUCGUCGCCUUGGAGGGCGCAGGGGGAGGCGUGCUGCUCGCGUCGCUCACGGAGCUCUACGAAGCGCUCUCAUUCUGCACGGAGGACCCCGCGGGGCUACUUUCCCGCCGAGUCCGCCACGCGAGCGCUCGUGCGGCUGGCGACCCGAGAUGCUGCUCGCCGUGCGCGCCAUCACCUACCUCUACGACGCCAUGCCGUGCGCCGCUGAUACCGUCGUCCGCCACCGCUUGCUCCCCGUGCUCUGCUCACGGCUCCUCGCGAUCGAGUACCUAGAUGUGGCCGAGCAGUGCUUGCAAGCGUUUGAGAAGAUAUCACUGCGGCAGCCGGCACAGUGCUUGCAGGCAGGCAUGAUAACUGUUGUGCUGGUAUACAUGGACCUUGUCUCUGCAAGUAUUCAGAGGGUUGUUGUCUCAGCUGUUGCAAAUGCCUGCAAGAAGGUCCCCGCAGAUUGCUCCCAGUUUGUGAUGGACUCGGUCCCAAUGCUGUGUAAUCUACUGCAGUCUGAGGAGAAGAUGGUAUUUUUACCCACUAAUUUAACCGAGCUUGCUUGUAUUAGGCAUGUACAUAGUGCUCUGCUAAAGGCAAAGGAGAGGUUGACAAUGCAGACAAGGAGAAGUAGUGUCAUGGAUCUGCAUGGAAGUGUCAUCGAGGGAUGUCUGGUGUCAAGGUUUUCACCAAUUACAGCUGGGUCUGACUGCUAAUUGCAUCGUCACGAUACUUCACCAUAGAGCACCAGGUCGAGGACUCCUUGGAAAAAUACCUUUACCUCACGCUACCCAAGGACAGCUACCCGAAUGCUAAGAAGGUAACACCUCUCUCCGGCAUUGAAUUUAUUCAGAAGUGUUCGGCUGCAAUAAUUACCACGGUUUGCUUGCUAAACAAAUAUGAUAAUGCUCCUUUAUUAGUACAAAUUUUCAUGCAUCCAUACAUGCAUUAGAUGCAGAUAGUAGUAUACUAAAGUAAAUUUUCAUACUAACUACGAGCUUCACUAUGAUAAGAGAUCAAGUAUUCAGGCUCUGUCUUUUUAUUUGCUAGAUGCAGACUCUUAACUAUGCCACUUGAUCCACUCUGGAACCACACCAAACGGUAAUACUUGAUGAAUAUAUAGGUUCCUAGGUUUAAUAUGCCAUCUGUUGCUUGACACCGCACCUAUACUAAUUGGCAUCACAUAAUCCUUCAAGUUCUUAUGUGAUCUACAACAUCCUUGUUUAUACAAAACUCUGAUUCACAAUAUAAAAGUGUAACUCUUAAUUUAGGAAUUACUCACCUCACCAUCAGUGUUGAUGAAUUGACAAGAUGACUAGCUCUCUAGAUUACUUUCCUUUAUACAUUACAGAUUCAAAGUUGUUGGUCCCAAUGUCUUGUUGAUUAGAAGGGACAAUACAAAUUACUGAUACACCUCACUGGUGACAUUACUUUGUGUUCAGAACUGAUACAUACAGUAGAAUGCACAGAGCUACUCUGUUGCUUUCCAUUUUGUGUGUGAUAAUGUAGCAUGUUAAUUUGGAUCUCCAAGACACCCAUGCUCUCUUUCCUUCUCUCUAAUAUCUAAUUUCAAGUGUCUUUCCUUUCCUCUUCCAUUGCCUAAUUGGAGUGAUGUUGUAGCAUGUUAUUGCAAUGCCACUGAAGAGAGUAAAAUUGCAGGGUGAUACAUGAGAGCAUGUAUAUAAUUGGUAAGAUCAAGCUUUUUACAGCUUAAACUGAAUUAAACUUGUUGAUAUGGCGAUAGGGUGUCCAGUAUACAUGAUUGUUGAUUAAUUUUUUAUAUAAACUUCUUCCAAUUUGUUCCACUAUGGAUAUGGAUCUCUUCUCUAUGAAGUCCUUUUUGUAGCUUGGUCUUUUUUGUUUGUGGUGCAACUUAAGACCAUCCUGACAUAUUGGCUUAUAUUGCCAUUUUUUCUGAAAGACACGUGAUCAGGUCUUAGGGUAUAGUGUUAUCAUAAUUUCAGAUUACCAAUCCCAGUCUUGGAAUUUCUAGAUUGGGUGAUUCAUGUGCAGGUACAUCAACAAGAAGUUCAGCAAUAAGUACAGCGCGACGAUCGUAGGUGCAAAUCGAUGACCGGCUCUUCACGUUACAAGUUCUUCAUUCUUUCGAUUUUCACUAGCUCAAUUUGCUGAAUUCACUCUUGACGAGCUCAUGUAAGGCGACCAUGAAAUCAGAAGCAGGCCAUGGAGCUUUGGAAGAGCCAAAACAGAUAUGUGAUGAUGCUAGAAGGGUGGGAAUUUGAAGAUGCUACCCUCUGGAACAUGAAUUCUACAGAGGCAGAAAUAGUAAGGUCUGGUCAUGGUGAUGGCUCAAUCAUCUCCAGUGAGCCCUGCAGGGCCAUGUCAAGGACAACACAAGUAGCAAAAUCUGGUCUUUCCUGAUUGAAGUAUGG